AUGGAGCUCCAGGAGAACUCUUUCCUCUUUGACUACGAGUCCCUGCUCGACAAAUCUCUGGCUUAUGAUCCGACCUCAGACCCUGGUUACGUCAGCGCUUGCAGCAGCCUGUCUCCCACCUCCUCUGUGGACUCCUUCUGCUUCUCCCCCACCUCCCUCCAGGCUGUGGGAAAUGAACAAAAUGCCUUGAACUAUUUCCUCUUCAGCAGCCCUGUGGUGCCUCAACCUACCCAACAGACUCUGCUCUGCUCCAGACCAUCCUCAUCAACCACCUCCGCUACAAAGAAGUCCAGGUCUAGAUAUCCAGGAAAGAAGCGCCAGACUGCUAGCGAGAGGGAGAAACUGAGGAUGAGGGAUCUGACCAAAGCUCUGCUUCACCUCAGGUCCUUCCUCCCACCCUCAGUGGCACCAGCUGCACAGACCCUGACCAAGAUCGAGACUCUCCGCCUCACCAUCCGCUACAUCUCCUACCUGUCGGCCCAGCUGGGCCUCAGUGAGGAGGUUCUGGAGCAGAGGAGAAGCUCUGGCUUUGUGAUGCAGAAUCAAACCCUCAGUCUGUUCCUGGAUCAACCAACAGCCAACUACAGUCCACAGGAGUCAGGCUGUAACACCAUGAGCCCAGCCCAGCUGUCCUACCUGCAGCAUUCAUCUCAGAAUGUCACAGCUGAAUGA
Acanthochromis polyacanthus (spiny chromis) is the source of this 672-nucleotide messenger RNA. It is a transcript of the gene mespaa, whose product is annotated as mesoderm posterior aa. Bases 1 to 672 code for a protein of 223 amino acids. Gene Ontology annotation, molecular function: DNA-binding transcription factor activity, RNA polymerase II-specific; RNA polymerase II cis-regulatory region sequence-specific DNA binding; protein dimerization activity. The record is from RefSeq and is a predicted model, not a curated record. Gene Ontology annotation, cellular component: nucleus. Lineage: Eukaryota; Metazoa; Chordata; Actinopteri; Pomacentridae. Gene Ontology annotation, biological process: regulation of transcription by RNA polymerase II; mesoderm formation; heart morphogenesis. The transcript is spliced from 2 exons.